Messenger RNA from Volvox carteri f. nagariensis, 2706 nucleotides. RefSeq lists its product as uncharacterized. The coding region runs from base 1 to 2706 and encodes 901 amino acids. NCBI's taxonomy places the organism in Eukaryota, Viridiplantae, Chlorophyta, Chlorophyceae, Chlamydomonadales, Volvocaceae. The record is from RefSeq and is a predicted model, not a curated record. The transcript has 5 exons.
AUGUAUGGAAAUUUCGCGGCAUACGCCGCCGCAUCCUCCGGCGCCCAAGCGGCCUUUGGUGUUCCCAGCCUGCCGCAAACCCACCAGCAAACCCAAUCCGAGCCGUGGCGCAUUCAACCAACAGCAGCUCUGGCCGUGCACAUUCCUAGCGCGUACGACACGAGCUACCCUACGCCGUACUUGACUGCCUUGUUUCACGCCUCUCCAUUGCGCCCGCGCGCUGACCCCGGCGCAAUCUACAGCCCGCAGCACGCCGCCUUUGGCCAGCUUUCAGGCGUCCCUGACGGCGCCGGCUAUGUUUACCAGGGCGUAUAUGGCAUGACUCAGCAUCCAGAGGGGGGCGGCCCAGAGGGGGGGAGCGGGUACGGCGACAGCGACGACUCACCAGGCUGCGGUGGCGGCGGCGGCGGUACUUCCAUGUUGUACGGCAGGUCCACCAGCAGCGGCAGCUCCGUCAAGUCUGGGUACGGUGGCGGUGGCGGCGGCGGUAGCGCUGCCGCCGCAGCUGGGACACGUCACCGCUCACAGGCCCAGCAGCCAGCCUCCGCCGCUACCGCUAUCGCCGCCGCCCCCGCCGUCGCCGCCGCCGCCGCCGCCGCCGCCGCCAGGUCUCAAGUGGGUCGAGUCAAAGAGGGCGCCCUGGUCAGUCAUUCAUCAGUAGAGCAGCUGGCGCAAUCAGCGCCGCUAUGGGUGGUUUACUACAAUUACACCGUCAACGGACCCGUGGGUCACUCCGGCAUUCUGACGGGGGACCAGCUCAUGCAGGCUUACCGGAACCGUCGCGUACACGGCCACACGUUGCUGGUGGGGCUCGCUGCUGAAGCCCGGUCCCUGCUGUCGUCGUCGGCAGCGGCGGCGGCGGUGGCCUGUUGCGGCGGCGGCGGCGCUGCACCAUCCUCCUCAUCGUCAUCUUUAUCCUCAUUGCGGUCACCGUCACCCUCAGCGCCGUCCUCGGGACAGGGCGGCGGCGGCGGCGGAGGUCCAGUCGUACCGCCCUCCUUCCUCCGACCAUUAGUCUUCUACCUCGCGCUUGCCCAAGCAGGAAUGCCGUACACGCCGAUCACGUCCGACCAGCUGAUGGCGGGUCUGCCGCCGCUGGGAUGGUGCCUUCCGGCGCCGCUCUUGCAGCCGAAGGUUGCUGCCGACGCCGCCGACGCCGCUGCUGCCGCCGGCUGCUCCUUCGGAGCCCGGGGCCCAGCCAAACAACAGCCGCUGGCCCGCUGGGCAGGGCCAACAGUGGACACGGCCGUACGGCAGCUGCUGUCACGCGCGCCGUUUUGGUGCUUGCUCAACUUGUACGGCGAAUCCGGCCGCUGGAACUGUCACCAGAACCUGACGGCGGCUCAGCUUCAAGAGCGGCUGCCAGCGGGGCACUCGUGUCUUCACGCCUGCGUGCUGGGUACGACAGAACGACUCCCCGGCGGCGUCUGGAUCCCGACGUCUCUGGUGCUUCCGCUGGGGGCGCUUCUGCAGGCUGUGACGGCGGACGGCGACGGUGACGGUGCGCCUCUGCAGUACAUCCCUCAGAGCGCCGCCGACGUCCGGUACUACAUUGAGGAUGCCAUAGGUGCCGUACUGGGCCGACAGGAGGCGGCGGCACGCCUGCAGGCACACCUGACACACUUAGCGGCGGCGACGGCGACGGCAGCCGUACACCGGCCGCCGUCGUCGUCGUGUACCAAGGGGCUGACGCUGCCAAAUGGUCAACUGGACCCCAGCGCUGCGGUGUUCGUACCGCAGUGUACGGUGGCGGCAGCCGGCGGCGGCGGCUCACUGCCAAAACGGAUGGGGACUGCGGCCGGGGCCAAAUCAGAAUGUACCGCCGCCGCCGCCGCCGCGACGGCGGCGGCAGCUGCUGCCAAGGCGAAAUCCGGGCGCACCUUACCGCCCGAUUGUACGGGUGCAAUUCCAGCGACGGGUACGGCUGCCGAGGCGAAGGCGGAGGUGGAGGCAGACAUGGUUCAGAUGCCACGGCCUGCGCCACCAACGGAGAAGGCUCUUGAGGGGGACCAAGGACAGCACGCAUUCACCUCGCUUUGGUGGUACAUGGACCCGCUGGCCCCUGAUGGCGGCAGCGGCGGCGCGACCGUGGCGGCGGCGGGUACGGCACGCACGUUGGGGCCGUACAGUUGCGAACAGAUGAUUUUGGCGUACAUUGCCCAGCUGCUGCCCCACGACGCCCUGGUCUGCGGCACCCAGAGCACCUUGGCGCCGGACUCCGCACCUCCACCUCCACCUCCACAGCCAUCGGCCUUCCAGCCGCUGGACCACCUGCUGGUGGCGGCGGAGGAGGGCCACUCGUACGCCCUGCUACCGGCUGUGGCGGUGACGGCAGCUCCCGAACGGCUGACGGUGCUGACGCAGCAGCAGCAGCAUGGCCCAGGGAUCUGUGCCUGCUGCCGACCGGCAAUGGGCAGCGAGCCUGUCGUCCAGUACGUCACAUAUGUAGAGGGUGUCGUACUUGAGGUAGAAAUGGCUGACGGCGACGUCGUAUAUUUUAACCAAGACGCAGGGGACGACGAGAACGGCGGGUCUAGCGGCGACAGCCUAUCUGGAGUGGCUGCAGCCACCGUCGUGGGAUCCGCUGAUAGCGGCGGCAGCGGUGGCGGUGGUAGUGGUGGACCACUGGUGUUCGUACCUGACCUUGUCAUCCCGCCGCUGCCAUCACUGGACUCCGAUUUCAACUCUGUCAGCUCUGCGCUGUGA